Molecule: messenger RNA, 1116 nt
Organism: Aphanomyces invadans
Lineage: Eukaryota; Oomycota; Saprolegniomycetes; Saprolegniales; Verrucalvaceae
Exons: 3
Coding region: 35-940 (301 amino acids)
Biological process (GO): store-operated calcium entry
Cellular component (GO): membrane
Molecular function (GO): store-operated calcium channel activity
Source: RefSeq, a predicted model, not a curated record
GCCAAAUUAGAGUUCACAAGGUUCGCGUCGCACCAUGGCAAGCGCCGUGAUCGGGUCUUUGAUCGGGACGUAUGACUUGAAGAUGGCGCAGCAAUGGCGUGAUGAUGACAUUCGUCACCGAGAGCAGGAGAAACAGUGGCGAGAGGACGAUAUCACGCGGGCAUUCAAGUGGCGAAAUGAAGACGUCGAGCGCGAGAAAAGAUUGAACAAGCUGGAAAAUGAACGCCGGAUCACAGACGCGCGCAGCGAGCAACUCUCGGCUGUGUCAAACUUGUCAGCUCUCCUGGGCGGGUUUGCCAUGGUGGCGAAUGUCGAGAUCAGUCUGCCGGAUGACGUGUCGAACAUUGUUAUGUUCUUUUAUGGGACCACGAGUGCCGCUGUAAUCUUGUGCAUGCUCUGCUGCAUGCUCAUGUGCACACUUCUUCUCCUGGCCAUUACCCAGUAUGCAUCACAAGAGCUUGAGUCUGAUUUGCGGCAGCUCACGUUCGACCAACUCGACGUCGAGUCUCCGUUCUACGAGUGGUGGCUCAAGCGGUGCGAGCAAGACUGGCUUCUCGCUUACAAAUUCUUUCGCAUGGGCAUCUUUCUCUUCCUUUGCACAGUGUCGUGGGUCGGUUGGGUCCAGUUUGAAAAAACAGCAAUUGCCGGCAUCGGCAUGACGGCCAUCGCCGCCCUUUCGUUCAUCUUCUGGCAAGUGCGCAUCGAAAGCAAGUGGCGAUACCUGCUCUACUUCCCUGAGACCAAGAUCCCGUCAAGCAUGGGUGCUCACCACCAGUACCCCAACGUUUACGACGGUAUCGAUCACCGCGCUGGUCGAACCAACUCGAUGACAGAAGACUUUGCCAUCUUUCACACAGCUUCCCGAAAACCUCCUUCCACUGAAGCAUCGUCUCCAAGCGAACCCAACGCAGUGUACGAGCGAAUUCCAACUCCAAAAUAAUCACGCCAGCACCUGCCGUCCGCUCGAGCAACCACAUGAACGCUGGCGAACAAACAACGACUUGCUCGACCCGCCAUCCCCUCGUUCUCUAAUCCAAUGUAAAUGAAUCCACCUAUGUCUGUGUAUGACGGAGGCACCCAAAGAUCCUAUUUGGACUUGCUCUGUUGCAGACUUAC